AUGACUUCAACAUUCCCAAUGCAACAACCAUUCUAUCGUCCAGCUCCUCUGACCGUGGACACGACCCAUUCACAGAAGUACUUCGAAGACGAAGACAACAGCGUAUUAGACGACAACAUCCUUGACCAGAACAACAUCGACUCCGGUCUUGAACUCUCGCCCCCCAUGGCUGACAGCCGCCGAGAAUCCUUUGCCGUCGGGCCUCCUCUGUUCUCUCCCAAGACCGAGGAUUGGCAGUCGGUCGACAUGCAGUCGGUUCCUUCAAACAACCCCUUCUUGGACCAGCACAGCAACAACCCCUUCAUGCGCCUCGACCAGAACCAGCCCAAUGUCUUCGCUCAAACAGCCAACUGGUCCGGUACUUGCACUCCUCUUCAUCCCUUCGACGGUGUCCCUGCCGAGUAUGAUGCGAAUGCCUCCAUCUUCCAGCGACCCAUGGCCGGCCCUACGCCUUUCACAAAUGCCGGAAACAUGUUCACGCCGCUCCCCGCCGGUAACCAGUCCAUCCCCACUUCCCCCCAGAAGGAGUGGAUGGCCCCUCACCAGGCUAUGAACAAGAAGAUGCGACCUAACAGCCCCGCUAUCCGCUCCCACAACGAUAUGCGACGAGGCGAUGGCAUCCGCAAGAAGAACGCUCGCUUCGACAUCCCGGCCGAGCGCAACCUCAGCAACAUUGACCAGCUUAUUGCCCAGUCUACGGAUGAACAAGAGAUCAAGGAGCUCAAGCAGCAAAAGCGCCUGCUUCGCAACCGACAAGCAGCCCUUGACUCAAGACAGCGCAAGAAGCAGCACACUGAGCGUCUGGAGGAUGAGAAGAAGCAGUACACAGCUCUCAUCAACGACAUGGAGGAGGAGAUGACCGAGCUCCGUGGCAAGCUUGAGCAGCUUCUCCUGGAGAAGCAAUCAUACACCAACUACAUCGAGAACCUUAACCUCGAGAAGGAGGAGAUGAUCCGCUCUCACACUAUCGAGACUGGCGAGCUUAGGAAGAAGGUCGGCGUCCUCACCGAGCAUGUGCAGCGACUCGAGAGCACCGCCGUGCCUUCCAACGCGACCGGCAACAACGGCUUCUCGGGCGCAUUCGACGACAUGAACGACAUGGGUAUGGGUGGCGCUUGGGAUGCAUCCAACUUCCUCCACGACUACCCCGUCGAGCCCGAGGUCAAGCAGGAGAUGGCCAUUGUUCCCGCCAAGAAGAACGAGAACAACCCCUUCAGUGUCGAGGGCGACAAGCCCGCCGCUCAGGGCGGCCUCCUCUUCAUGCUCUUCCUCGUCGGCGCCUUUGUUCUCUCGAGCCGAUCGACCCCAUCGAUCCCCCGCGUUUCGGAAGACGUCCGGGCUGCUUCGGCCACCCUUCUGGACAACGUCCUCAAGGACGCCGGUGUCAACUCUCAGUCAGCGAGCCUGCAGGCGGCUGCUCCUCAGCCCUCUGGUGCCGCCAACUGGGGCAACGCUAUGCCUAUGAACGACAUGGUGAUGGAGGGUGUUGCGCCAUCGAUGCUUGCUGAGCUCGGUGAUGCACUGACCCAGCCGACGCAGGAACAGACCAACGAGCAGAUCUUCUCCCUGUCGGCGGCGCAGUACAACGGUGUCAACUCGCAAGAGUUCCUCCAGAACGCUCCCGAGAGGUCUUCCCCCAGCCAAGGUCGCCGAAACUUGGCCGAUGCCCUGGCGUCGAUGCGAACCACAAACAAACAAAACGGUGCAGCAGAGGUCUACACGCGCUCUCUCCUCUGGGACCAGAUCCCAAGCGAGGUAGUGCGCAACUUUGCGAAAAUGGUGGCAGAAUGCAACAACGCACAGAAUGAGCAGCAAUGCAACGAAGCAAGGACAUGA
Molecule: messenger RNA, 1836 nt
Organism: Fusarium keratoplasticum
Lineage: Eukaryota; Fungi; Ascomycota; Sordariomycetes; Hypocreales; Nectriaceae
Exons: 2
Coding region: 1-1836 (611 amino acids)
Biological process (GO): regulation of DNA-templated transcription
Molecular function (GO): DNA-binding transcription factor activity
Source: RefSeq, a predicted model, not a curated record